AUGGCUUCCUCAUCCGCCGAGUCAGUGGUAGCAGAAGAGAUGCAGUCGCCGGUCGGCUCUCCCCAAAGCCCAUCACGAAUGAUCCCGCCACCCUUCGAAGAGCAGCUCCAACCACGCCCAAAGCUCAAGGGCCGGCAACGCCUGCUAGCUGGCUUCCAGCGGAUCUCGUCCUCGCAGUCAGUGUCACGCAUGAGCCAGACACGACCGCGAGGCUAUAGCGGCAAUGGGAAAGGAUCCAUUUCGUGCAUCUCGCUGUCUUCUACUCCUUCGCUUGGCUCGUCUCUUACAAGGGAAUUCUCUGCGGGCUACUCGACAGCACCUACUUCUGCGGUGACGACACCUGGGAUCCAGAUCCCGCCAUUCGACGAGCGCGCGAGGCUGCGGUAUCUGUCAAACCUCGAGAGCAAGAGCUCCGUCGGCGUUCCAUCCGACGUCAAGGUAGCUGCGAAGCCAACCAACACACCCGGCAUCGCAGAGGUAGAUGAGGACUACUUCACGCGGCCAGUCUCACAGCAUGCCCAGCCAGAGAAAGAUUUCAACUUCUGGCGAGACCUUCCUUCAGAGCUCAGAAUGGAGAUUAUGAGCUACCUCGAACCAAAGGAGAUCGUACGCUGCUCGACUGUUUCCAAGUCAUGGCAUCAGAUGUGCUUCGAUGGUCAGUUGUGGGCUAUUUUGGACACCUCUGGGUUCUACCAGACGAUCCCUGCAGACGCUCUUGUCAACAUCAUCACCUCGGCUGGACCGUUUGUGCGAGACCUGAACCUGCGAGGAUGUGUGCAGCUCCGCGAGCGAUGGCAUGCGAAAGGCUUGUCGGAUGCUUGUCGGAACUUGGAAAACUUCUGUCUGGAAGGAUGUCGCAUCGAUCGCACGUCAAUCAACAACUUCCUCCAUCAAAACAGCCGACUGGUGCACAUCAACCUGUGUGGAUUGGCUGGAGCCACCAACGCUGGGCUGAAGAUUGUCGCGGCUAACUGCCCGAAGCUGGAAUACUUGAAUAUCAGCUGGUGCAACAACAUCGACACUCGCGGGUUGAAGAAGGUCAUUGAGAGCUGUCCGAACCUGAAAGACUUGCGCGCGAGCGAGAUCAGGGGCUGGGACGACGUUGACUUUGCGAACCAGGUCUUCCUGCAGAACUCUUUGGAACGCUUGAUCUUGACACACUGUGACACUCUGACAGACGAGGCUCUCUCGGUGCUGAUCGAAGGCAAGGGUAGCGAGGUUGACUAUCUGACUGGCAGGGCGAUUGUACCUCCUCGAAACUUGAAGCAUCUCGAUCUCACACGCUGCAGAGGCAUCACCGACCAAGGAGUGAGGACGUUCGUGAACAACCUCCCAUACCUGGAAGGUCUCAAUCUCUCAAAAUGCACCGGCAUACUGGACGCUACCCUAACGGAGCUGCUCCCAACCGUGCCCCUCCUCACCCACCUCGACCUCGAAGAGCUCGAAGACCUCACCAACCUCGUCCUCCAAACCCUCGCAGACGCCCCCUGCGCCGACCGCCUCCGCCACCUCAGCAUCUCCUACUGCGAAAACCUUGGCGACACCGGUAUGCUCCCCGUCCUCAAAUCCUGCACCGCCCUCCAAUCCCUCGAAAUGGACAACACCCGCAUCUCCGACCUCGUCCUCACCGAAGCGGCCGCCAUGAUGCGCGCCCGCUCCGCCCGCGUCGUCUGCCAGGACAAAACCCUCCACAAACCCACCACGGGUCUCCGCCUGGUGGCCUACGACUGCCAGAACGUCACCUGGACUGGCGUGCGCGAGGUCCUGUCCCGCAACGCCGAGAUCUUCGUCUCCACGCACGCCACCGAGCUCCCACCCCUCGACCGCACCACUGCCUCUUCCUCUGCCUCUUCGUCGGCGGAAAAUCUCCCCACCAUCGCCACUCCACCCCGCAUCCACAUCGUGCGAAGCACCUCCUACCCCGCCGAAGUCAUCCAGCUGAAAUGCUUCUACACCUACCAACCGACCGUCGAAGAACACACCAAACGCGUUCUGCGGGGUGACUUCCUCUCCGCUCGCAGGCUCGAGCGGAAAUGGGCGGAAUUCAUGAUCGCGCAGGAAGAAGCUGGGGCCGCGGGGGCGGGAAGUCGGAGGCGGAGAAGGAGGGCGAGGGAGGCGCAGAUGAUGCAUGCGGAUGAGGAGGACGGGGCUGUGGCGGGGACGGGCACUGGAGGGGUUGUGGGUGCGGGGCGGAGGCGGAGGGCGAGGAGUGGGGGGUGUAUGGUCAUGUGA
This is a messenger RNA of Saxophila tyrrhenica, 2232 nucleotides long. RefSeq lists its product as uncharacterized. Lineage: Eukaryota; Fungi; Ascomycota; Dothideomycetes; Mycosphaerellales; Extremaceae. Gene Ontology annotation, molecular function: protein binding. Bases 1 to 2232 code for a protein of 743 amino acids. Gene Ontology annotation, biological process: SCF-dependent proteasomal ubiquitin-dependent protein catabolic process. The record is from RefSeq and is a predicted model, not a curated record. The transcript has a single exon. Gene Ontology annotation, cellular component: SCF ubiquitin ligase complex.